AUGGAUCCUGCGCUAAGAGAGCAAUUGGAUUCUCUCAAGAGCAAAAAAGCCGCGGCUCAGAAAAAAAUACACGCCGAGCUUACAAAACACAGGCUCUCUUUCAAGCAGGCCGAGGGCGACGAAAUGAUCGAUGAACAGCCAUAUUCUAGGGAAGCUCUCCCGCCUGAUCCUAUGGACUGGUCUGCUGAGCAAUGGGCCAGACACGAUAGGCCCCAAGCCCCGCAGGAAAACAACACGGGGUACAAAAACAUGGCUGGCCUAGCCCACGCUACUUAUCUCAAAGAAACAGCCAAGCGCACUGUAGAUAUGGCCCAGUAUGAGAAAAGCAAGGCUGAACAGAGUCUGCAGUGGGGCGACCACCAACACGCUGCUCUUGUGCCCAGCACGCCUGCCGCAGAGAAUGUCGAUGCUUUGGUGAAAUCCUUACAGGAGGCCAGCGAGCGCAAGCAAAAACGUAGAACUGGGGAGGUCGCCGACAAGCAGUACGUGAACGAGAAAAACAGGCAGUUUAACAUGAAGUUAGACCGCGAGUACGGCAAAUGA
Messenger RNA from Metschnikowia bicuspidata var. bicuspidata NRRL YB-4993, 543 nucleotides. RefSeq lists its product as uncharacterized. Bases 1 to 543 code for a protein of 180 amino acids. The record is from RefSeq and is a predicted model, not a curated record. Lineage: Eukaryota; Fungi; Ascomycota; Pichiomycetes; Serinales; Metschnikowiaceae. The transcript has a single exon.